GUUGAGCACAUGAGCAGAAUAAGCAACUUUACCUUGUACAUAUGUAGAAAAAUAAUAGACUUGGUUUCUAUAACUACAACAACAUUUUUUCAAUAUCUCAGAUGAUAAUACUGUUAUGUAGGAUUCGGCCACCAUGACUGACUGGAGAUCUGAAUAUCUUACUUCCCUGCAAGAAGCAGAGCGGAACAAUCCUGUAAACAAGGACCUCGUCGAGGCUUGCUCCCAACUCGCCGAUCGUAUAGCCGCCCUCGAAGCCGAGAAGGUAGUCUGGCGAAUCUCGACGAACAUCCCAACAACAUCGCCGGGAAAAGGCAUUGCGACAACUACUACGACGGACGGCGGUGCGGACCAGAACGUCGCCCAACUUCGGUUAGACCUAGCAGAAGCGCUCCGGUCCAAAGGCCAGCUGCAGAGCAGACUAAAAGCUGCCGAAGACGAACUCCAGAAGCUCCGAUCCAAGGCGAAAGUCGAUACUAAGCGGAUUAACGAUCUGACCGCCGAGCGCAACGCACUCACGGCGAAACUUAAAGACCGCAAUGAAGAGCUAGCCGGCAAGAAUAAGAUGCUCAAGGAUAUUCAGGACGAGAACUUGACUUUGAACAUACAACUCGACGUCACCGAGCAGAAAGCGGCCAAGAUCGCAGCCGACAAUAAGGAUCUAAUUAAGAGGUGGAUGGAUCGGAUGAAGCACGAGGCAGACGCCAUGAACCUGGAAAACGAAUCGCCAAGCAGUAAGACUCGGAGGUGAGGUGAAAAGCCAGCGUACCGCUCGCGGAUGUCAUCGCGAUUUAUUGUAUUGAUGUGUUCUAUUUAUAUAACUAACCUAAUACCGGUAUUGUAAGUCCUUACCAUUCGAUCGCAUCCCUUGGUAUCCUUC
This is a messenger RNA of Daldinia vernicosa, 877 nucleotides long. RefSeq names its product autophagy protein 16. Lineage: Eukaryota; Fungi; Ascomycota; Sordariomycetes; Xylariales; Hypoxylaceae. The coding region runs from base 134 to 748 and encodes 204 amino acids. The transcript has 3 exons. The record is from RefSeq and is a predicted model, not a curated record.